AUGAAGUCACAACAAAACACAUUUGAGCUCAGUGACGGAAGCAAGCGGUGGAUCAACAACUCCUCCCGUGUGCCGCGUGUCGAGUGGGGACUCCACUUCCCAGCCGCCAACGGCGAAUAUCAGUCUCCCAUAAACCUAAACUCCAGGGAGGCCCAGUAUGACUCGUCCCUCCUAGAUGUGGGUUUGUCUCCAAACUACGUGGUGUGUCGAGACUGUGAGGUCAUCAACGAUGGACACACCGUCCGCAUCGUUCUCAAGUCCAAGUCAGUGGUUACAGGUGGUCCUCUGCCGAGUGAUCAUGAGUUUGAGCUUCAUGAGGUUCGAUUCCACUGGGGAAAAGAGAACCAGAGAGGAUCAGAGCACACAGUCAACUUCAAGGCUUUCCCCAUGGAGCUCCACCUGAUUCACUGGAACAGCACAUUGUUCAACACACUGGAGGACGCUCUUGGGAAGAGGAACGGAGUCCUCAUCAUCGCUCUUUUUGUGCAGAUUGGUAAGGAGCAUCUGGGUCUGAAGGCCAUCACUGAAGUCCUGCAAGACCUACAGUACAAGGGGAAGAACAAAAUCAUCCCAUGCUUCAACCCCAACACACUAUUACCUGACCCGUUACUGAGAGACUACUGGGUGUAUGAAGGAUCUCUGACAACUCCGCCCUGCAGUGAACAUGUGACCUGGAUUCUUUACCGCUACCCUCUCACCAUCUCACAGCUGCAGAUUGAAGAGUUCCGGAGGCUGCGCUCCCACGUUAAAGGUGCUGAGCUGCUAGAAGGCAAUGAUGGGAUGUUGGGAGACAACUUCCGCCCCACACAGCCACUCAAUGACCGGACGGUUCGUGCUGCCUUCCAGUGACUCUCAUGAAUCAUUUCUAAAAAAAAUGGGACUUAACGAUAUAAGUAUAGAAGGUAACAGCAGUGCUACGUCUCCUGUUUUACUAACUUAUUGCUGGUACAUAUUCACACUGUUCUGCACCAAUAAAACAUUGAAUAACGUGAUAUUAUACAACAAUGCGUUAAAUAUGUGUGUAUAUAGAAUGUAUUUGUGAACGUGCCUUGUACUGUAAAGCAUCUAUAAACGCUGUCAAUUUCCCACAUGCCUUUAAAGAAGUAGUCGUUGAUUUUGUUGCUUAAACAGCUUUAGGUAAAGACAUGGAUUGGAUUUACCUCCAUUUGGGUUAUUUUACCCCCACCUGAACAUGAUACGUCCCCUCUUCCCUCACCCUUUGAGUUCUACUUCAUUGCUGCUUUGCUUGUCUUUGUUCUGUAGUUAUCUGCCUACAGCAGAGCAGGUUGUGGACAUUAGCUCCAUCGGUGUUUGGACUGGAAACAGGCAUCUGCGUCUGCGACAAACUUAAAAACGCUUAUAAAAAUCUAUGUUCCCACACAACUUUGAUGCAUUUCAAUACUAUAACUGAAUUGCUGUUGGGGACACUUUAAUUAGGUGCAUCUAAAAGAGUUCAUAUGAUGGCAAAGGAUGUAGCAUAUCUGAACUAUUACUCUGUAUUUGGAUUAAAAUGAGCAAUAAUAAAGCAAUGUCCUCUCUGCUCAGACGGACACUAAGCAACCUGUUUAAA
Solea senegalensis (Senegalese sole) is the source of this 1570-nucleotide messenger RNA. RefSeq names its product carbonic anhydrase-related protein-like. The record is from RefSeq and is a predicted model, not a curated record. Bases 1 to 849 code for a protein of 282 amino acids. Gene Ontology annotation, molecular function: zinc ion binding; carbonate dehydratase activity. NCBI's taxonomy places the organism in Eukaryota, Metazoa, Chordata, Actinopteri, Pleuronectiformes, Soleidae. The transcript has 8 exons.